Molecule: messenger RNA, 1605 nt
Organism: Leucoraja erinaceus (little skate)
Lineage: Eukaryota; Metazoa; Chordata; Chondrichthyes; Rajiformes; Rajidae
Gene: cmtm6
Product: CKLF-like MARVEL transmembrane domain containing 6
Cellular component (GO): membrane
Source: RefSeq, a predicted model, not a curated record
CCAAAACAAUUGCAUCACAAAGCGUCAGCGUUGUUGCUUCCGAGAAAGUCCCCAACUUGUCCCGGGCGAGGGGGCAGAGACACACACAACCCCGUUUCCAUUCGGUUGCCUGCGGACUCUCCGCGGCCAGCGCAUGAUCAAGCCCCGCGGGUUCGGGCCAGAGUUCAGAGUCGAGGAAGUGGUUGAGGGAUCUUUGAUUGAGGGUGUGCGUGUCGGGGCCGACGCCUCUUUAAUACUCAGCAGCACAAUGUCGCAGCGCGAAACGCCGGCGGAGAACGGAGCAAUGGAGGGGGAGCAGGUCUAUGGGCGGACCACCGUGCCCAUCCAGGGCGCUGGCAGCCUCUGCAGUUGUAACCGCUUCAGCAAGCCCCGACACAUCGUGAAGCUGUUGGAAGUGGUCUUUUCGUUCUUGGCCUUUGUUUUGGAGGAGGUGGUGGCAUCCUGCGAGAACUGUCAUGCACUUUACUUCUUCGAGUUUGUCAGCUGCAGUGCCUUCUUCCUGACUUUGCUCUUGUUAAUUAUAUUGACCACGUCUCUGAGAGAAAAAGUGAGCAGAGUCAACUGGCCAAAAGUGGACUUUUGUUACACUGCUGUGAUAGCAUCAUUUUUCCUCAUUGCCUCUUCGGUAUUUGCAGCCAAGAAUGAGAGAUCUCAUGUCGAGAAAGCAGCUGUUGUAUUUGGAUUCCUGGCUACUCUUGCCUUCGUGAUGGAUAUUCUGCUGUGUUGGAAAGAAAAGGAAUGGCCCUUUAGCAAAAAUGAAACGGUACAAGCUGAGACCCCAAGAGACCCCAAAACUGUGAAAGGAGAGACAGAACCACUGAAUGAGCCCGGAACUAUACCUGUCUGAGCUACAAAGGCAAAAAUCUUUUUUUUUACAACUUUUACCUAUUUUGUGUACAUUUGUAUUUUGAAUACUCAGACUUGAUCCAACAGAGUAGCAAACAAACUGUUCAGAGAUGUAUUAUUCUCUUUGGCCUUAUUGGCAAAUGUUUCUUUUACUAGUUGGGGGACUCCGUGACAUGAUCCAAAGUCCUUUCCCUCAUUUACCCAUGUUUCCUUUAUAUACAUGUUUUAAUAGGCUGCACUGUAUGCAGAUGGGAUAAAAUUAAUGAUCUUUGUUUUCUGUGGUAAUAUGUGUUGAUGGCCCCUUGGACUGAAGCUUCUUCCUAUUGUGAAGCAUACCUUUUUUUGGGGGAGCUCAAAUUUAAGCUACUUCUUAAAUCAUAUCUUUGCGCCUUUUUAAAUCAAACGUUAUAUAAAAUACACAAUCCAAUUUGUUUUUACAUGAUCUUUAAAGUACAUGACAGAGUUAGUAUACUAAUUUUCAUUGUAUUCAUGCCCAAAUUAUUCAUUUUGCUUGAAGCAAUAAUAUUUAAGUAUCAAUAAUUAAGUAUUGUCUUCCAGAUCAGAAAUAGACAGUGCUUAUUAUUCAGCUGAAGUGUAUGAAAGGACAUUUGAUAAUUUGUAAGAUUCAUAGAGCAUUGCAGCAAUAUGAAGAACCAAACUUUUUGAACUUAAGAAUAUGGCUGUCCUGGUUAAUGGCUGAAUUGAUUAGUUGCCAUUCAGCAAGAUUUUAAUCAUACGGUAAAAUAAACUUUAAUAUUU